Messenger RNA from Durusdinium trenchii, 1541 nucleotides. NCBI's taxonomy places the organism in Eukaryota, Dinophyceae, Suessiales, Symbiodiniaceae. The record is from the annotation of a GenBank genome assembly.
AAGAGCCUUUUUCAAGCCAUCGUGUAUAUGACUGUAUAUUGUGCUCUCUUCAUCAAAAACAUGGUACUUUGAACGUGACCCGGCACCCACGUACAUCUUGGGCUCAAGCGAGCGCCAAUGCGCUGGGUGGGGCCCACCUUGAAAAUUUUCUUUCGACCGGCCCUCGGGAGCCUUCGCUGUGAGAUGUUGGACAUAGAUGACCCUCUUUCACUUGGUGGAUAUGGUGAUGACUUCGGCCGACGAAGGGGAGCACCCAGAUCACGUGCUGCGCCGAAGGUUCCUGUGUCGAUCUUGUGUGGCUUUCUAGGGGCGGGGAAGACCACGAUGGUGCAGCACGUGCUGAAAAAUCGUGAAGGGCUCAAGGUGGGUGUCGUUGUAAAUGAUGUUGCAGAGGUGAACAUCGACUCCGAAGUGCUGCGUUUCGAAGAUGCUGACGGCAUCGUGGGUUUGCAGAAUGGUUGUGCCUGCUGCUCCGGCAGGGCUGAUUUGUUUGCUCGCCUUGAAGAGCUGGUGGAGAGCACAGGAAUCACGAAGCUGGAGAAGGGUUGGGACCGGCUGGUGGUUGAGUGUUCUGGCGUGGCUGAGCCAGAAAGCAUCGCUGCCGAACUGGAGGACAGGGCGAAGACGGGCGACCAGUUAAUGAAGAGGCUGUUCUUAGCAGGGAUCAUUUGUGUGAUUGAUGCUUCUUGCUUCUGGGAGAUGUACAAUUCCGGCGAUCAGGGCGACCAGGAUCGCAAACCCUUGUCCAGUCUCUUGGUGAGCCAACUGGAAUCUGCUGACACAGUGGUCAUCAACAAGACCGACUUGGUCAGCAGUGAGGAGUUGAGCAAAGUCUCGAAACUUCUGAAGGCGCUAAGCCCCAACGCACGGCAGUUCGAGUCCAUCCGAGGGCAGCUACCCUUGAGGACUCUACUCCCCGCAGAGCCCAUCGAUAUGGAGAUGCCGGCGUAUGUCCCAACCCUGGCAAACCGGCAUAGUGCAGCAGUGCGAAGUGUGGGGAUGUCAACCGCCCAUGUGGCGCAUGCGUCCGGUCAUGGUCACAGCCACGAAGGAGCUGAGGGCGACUGCAGCGAAUGCGCGGCGCCGCUUGGCGCGGCGCGCCACGAGCGCUUUGGCAUUUCCAGCUUCGUGUACCGGCAAGAUCGCUGGUUUCAUCCUGAACGAUUGGCCGCUCUGAUUCGAAGACUUCCCGUGACUGCUGCCAACAUCAGCUUCGACAAGGCAAGCGAUCCUGUCCAGGAUCAACUCUUUGCUGGUGUGCUUCGAUCAAAAGGCUUUGUUCGGACCUGUGACUCUGAUCAAAGCUUCUACUGGUCUCAUGCUGGGCGUCGCGUGGAGGUCUUCCCUACAGCUACCUCAGCCAAGAGCCAAGAAGUGGUUUUCAUUGGCACAGGCCUUGACCAAGCUGCCAUCUCGGCAGCCUUGGAUGCUUGUGUGGCUACCGAUGCAGAAUGCGCAAAGUUGUGACAAAAGGUUUUUUCCAUCUCCAAGUUGAUGUCCGCACGCCUGUUGUGGUGUUUGCUGGAGGUCUUUCUAUGCAC